UCACUACUCUUUGCACACUAAACAAACACACAAACAAGUACGUGAAACAUGGAAGGGCAGAGAAAGAAGCUGUUGUUGUGCACUACCCUUUUGCUUCAGUUGCUUUGCCUGGUGGUUGCCGGCGGCAAGGUUCCGGCGAUCAUUGUCUUUGGUGACUCGUCGGUGGAUGCCGGGAACAACAAUUUCAUAGAGACGGUUGCAAGGAGCAAUUUCCAGCCUUAUGGACGUGACUUUCAGGGUGGUAAGCCAACUGGGAGAUUCAGCAAUGGCAGAAUAGCGACGGAUUUCAUAUCCGAGGCGUUUGGAAUCAAGCCAUAUGUGCCAGCUUACUUGGAUCCUAGUUAUAAUAUUUCACACUUUGCUACCGGGGUUGCUUUUGCUUCUGCUGCUACCGGUUAUGACAAUGCAACUUCAGAUGUUCUGUCUGUGAUACCAUUAUGGAAGCAGUUGGAGUACUACAAGGCAUACCAAAAGAAACUGAGUACCUAUCUUGGAGAAAAAAAGGCACAUGACACAAUUACCAAAUCACUGCACAUAAUAAGUCUUGGUACAAAUGACUUCCUAGAGAACUACUAUGCAAUGCCUGGGAGGGCAUCACAGUACACACCAAGUGAGUAUCAGAAUUUUCUGGCUAAGAUAGCUGAAAACUUCAUCCACAAACUCUAUGGUCUUGGUGCUAGGAAGAUAUCCCUAGGAGGUGUACCUCCCAUGGGGUGCUUGCCCUUGGAGAGAACCACAAAUUUCGCUGGUGGAAAUGACUGUAUGUCCAGAUACAAUAACAUUGCAUUGGAGUUCAAUGAUAAACUCAAUAAGUUGACCACAAAGCUGAACAAAGAACUUCCUGGGGUCAGAUUGGUAUUUUCAAGUCCGUAUGAUAUUUUGUUGAAUGUUGUUAAAAAGCCUGCCCAAUACGGGUUUCAAGUGGCAUCGAUGGCAUGUUGUGCAACUGGAAUGUUUGAGAUGGGAUACGCAUGCAGCAGAGCCAGCCUUUUCAGCUGCAUGGAUGCUUCCAAAUAUGUAUUUUGGGACUCUUUCCACACAACAGAGAAAACCAAUGGAAUCAUUGCAAACUACCUCGUCAAAAACGCACUGGCUCAAUUUUUGCAUUAAACAAAUGUUGUCUGAAUUUUAUAUAUGUAAUGUAAUGUUAGAGUGCAUGCAUAAAAGAAAAAAGAUGUUGCAAUUUCAUUUUAAUUAGGGAGUAUCAAGUGUCUGAAACUUGCUCGCAUAACUUUUGGCAACUGAAGUGCAUGCCAUCAUAAUUUUGUUUUGCCAAACAAACCGUGAUGAUGAAAAUAAACCUUCUCAGUUGACGGCUAUCUCCUCCACAUCAAUUACUUAUGUCCUCACCGUAAUGAGCUUUUGGCUCCAAAUCAAUGAAUUGGUUUGAUUUACUA
Lotus japonicus is the source of this 1397-nucleotide messenger RNA. Its product is annotated as GDSL esterase/lipase At2g04570-like. Lineage: Eukaryota; Viridiplantae; Streptophyta; Magnoliopsida; Fabales; Fabaceae. The transcript has 3 exons. The record is from RefSeq and is a predicted model, not a curated record. Bases 49 to 1110 code for a protein of 353 amino acids. Gene Ontology annotation, molecular function: hydrolase activity, acting on ester bonds.